AGUGUUGUAAAGAUGCACCGAAUUGAUCGUUCAAUUUCGACAGAUCUUGUAAAAUCACAAACAAUGUCAAUACGUAAAAUUUGAUUUGAUACCGAAUACGCUUGAAUUCGGUAAAGAAAUAAUCGGAGGUGUUGCACUUCAAUCCUAUGUAUACAAAUACAAGUGCGCAUGCGCCACGUUAGUAGCAGAAAGUGAAACAUGGCGAGGAGACGGACGGUUUUUUCAGUGGCUCCGUAUUUUAUUGUUUUAAUUUGUUUUUCUACCGUAGGAAUAUGCUCUAGAGAAGUUGUUUUAUUAGAUUCAUCAAAAUUCCCAAACCUUAAGAACUGGACAACACACAUAAAUGGACAAUCAGAUUCCAACACAGGGUGGAAAGAAGGAAGUUUUAUGGACAGUGGAAAGAUUAUCCGAAUCUUCUCUUCCUGUUCCGUCAGUAGUUCUGAUGUGGACAACUGGUUAAGAACUCCCUACAUUCCCCGGCGAGGAGCCAACAGUCUACGCAUAGAAAUCCGAUUUUCCAUGCGGAGAUGUGUUCGACAUUCAGAUCCAACCACCAUUAAACAAUGCAAAGAAACUUUCAAUUUGUACUACUACGAAGCCGACACAGACAUUGCAAAUGCUCAUAUGCCAACAUGGGAUUCAGUGUCAUACUCUCAUAUUGACAAAAUAGCAGCAGACAACUUGUAUGACUCGAACACAGACAUCUUGCUGAACACUGAAGUUCGGGAUAUAUCCUUAACCCCAGGAAUGGGGGGUGUGUACAUUGCAUUUCAGGAUCGUGGAGCAUGUGUUACUCUGAUCUCGAUAAAAGUUUCCUACGUAAUGUGUCCGAAUGUUACGAUCAAUUAUGCGUUCUUCCAAGAGACACCUGUUGGUCGAGUAAACCCAGGAUUUGAGGAACACUUUGGUAAAUGUGUACCAAAUGCUGCAGAGAAGACACGACCCAAGUAUCUCUGCCAGAGUGAUGGAGUAUGGACCUAUCCUACAGGGGGCUGUCAGUGUUUGUCUGGCUAUGAGGGACAAGGAGGAACUGCUUGUGUGGAAUGCCGACCAGGUUUCUUCAAGUGGCUCCUAGGUAACACGCCCUGCAGUACAUGCCCGCCAAACAGCUACACCAACCUCCCGCGAUCUGUGGAGUGUUCGUGUGCAGAUGGGUACUACCGCAACCCCAGAGACAGCAAAAACUCGUCCUGUACUCAACCACCAUCCAAGCCGCGGAAUUUAGUAGCUGAGGAGAUUACCCAUAAUUCCAUCACCUUAUCCUGGAUUUCGCCAGUGUCAGACGGAGGUAGAAAGGACGUCCAGUAUAGGGUGGCUUGUAAUCCAUGCGAGAGUGUGUCCUUCCACCCAGGCUGGGAAAACAUUAAUCGGACAAGAGUUUCAAUAACUGGACUGACUUCCAGUACUAAGUACAGUAUUAGGGUCUCGGCUGUGAAUGGAGUCAGCAACAUUAGUAACAUUCCAGUGGAGUUCGAGGAGGGUCAGUACACCACCAAAGCCAGCACCCAAACUAUCCUCAACUUCCAGAUCAGCAGUCGCAGCCAGACCGAGAUCACCAUCACCUGGGACAUUGUCUCCAGCGUCAGGAACCAGGUCAUGUUUUACCAAGUCCGAAGUGCACCCAGACUGGGAUAUGGAGACGUCUUGCUAAAGAAUAUCUCGGCCAACCAUCAGAAUUACACAUUCAAAAAUCUCAAUCUGGGCUCCGAGUACAGCCUGCAGGUAAGGUGCUAUCUUGUAGAGAAAGGAUGGGGUGACUUCACACAGCCAAUAAACGUCAUUCCAGGAGAACCAAUCGGUAGAUGGGGUGGUAUGUCCAAGCCAGAGAGAGGAAAAGAAGAGAUAGAUCCACCCCAGAAGAUGUCUGUUGGAAUUAUCAUCGCGGCAGCCCUGGCAGUUGUCGUCUGUAUGGUCAUAGCAACAGGGAUGAUUGUCAUUCUCAUCAAGAGAAAUCAACGUGAAUGUCAAAAUGACAAAGGCGGCGGAGAGUACGACCCACCAUACAAUCCCGGUGAGGUUCUCCAUUGUCCCCAAUUGGAGCCCCAUAUGAAUGGUGGAUUGACUAUGCCACUCUUUCCACCGGCUGACUGUGUGAAGUCUUAUGUUGAUCCCCAUACUUAUGAAGACCCAAAUCAAGCAGUUCGAGAGUUCACACGAGAAAUUGAUGCAUCUCACAUCACCAUUGAAUCAGUCAUUGGAGGAGGAGAGUUUGGUGACGUCUGCAAAGGAAAACUACGCAAUCCAGUAAAACCUGAAAUGUCAGUAGCUAUAAAGACGCUGAAGCCUGGCGCAACAGACAAAAACCGUUUAGAUUUCCUGACGGAAGCCAGCAUAAUGGGACAGUUUGAUGACCAAAAUGUUAUAUUUCUGGAAGGAGUUGUCACAAAAAGCCAUCCUAUUAUGAUUGUCACAGAAUAUAUGGAAAAUGGGUCGCUCGACACAUUUUUACGAAAUAACGAUGGGAAAUUCACAAUUAUACAGCUGGUAGGAAUGAUGAGAGGAAUUGCAUCAGGGAUGAGAUAUCUCUCUAACAUGGGAUACAUACACAGAGACUUAGCUGCCCGGAAUAUACUGAUUAAUGGGAAUCUGGUUUGUAAAGUGGCAGACUUUGGAUUGUCCAGGGAAAUUGACAUAGACACAACUGAUGGCGCUUACACAACAAAGGGAGGAAAAAUUCCAGUAAGGUGGACAGCCCCGGAAGCCAUUGCCUUCCGUAAGUUUACAUCAGCCAGUGACGUUUGGAGUUAUGGGGUUGUGAUGUGGGAGGUGGUUUCUUAUGGUGAGAGGCCAUAUUGGAACUGGUCCAAUCAAGACGUCAUCCGAGCUGUGGAUCGUGGAUACAGACUUCCCCCACCUAUGGACUGUCCAGAAGCUAUUCAUCAGCUGAUGUUAGACUGUUGGCAGAAAGAGAGAGGAAAUCGACCAAAGUUUGACAUCAUUGUGAAAAGUCUGGAUAAAUUUAUCAGAGCUCCAGAAAUGUUAAGGAAGAUUGCAAAGCCUAGACCAGAAUUUCUGAUGGACACAAAUCGUACAUUACCCAUGAAUCGCCAAGGGGAAGUCUCCAAUUUUACAAAUGUUGAAGGCUGGCUUAUAUCCAUCAAAAUGGAGAAAUACAUUGACAAUUUUCUGAACUGUGGUUAUAGGACAAUGGACCAAGUGUUGAAAAUUACUCAACAUGAACUAGAACAGAGAGUGGGGGUCACAUUAAUAGGACAUCAAAAGAAAAUCAUGAACAGUAUCCAAACUCUGCGUACACAACGAUUCGGACAAUUCCAUCAAGUUUCGGAAGGAUUCCUUGUAUAGUCCUGUGUUUGGUCGCUCUCCUUGUGUGCUUGAUACUACCAAUAUUCUUAAGUUGUGAUGAUGAGAUCUUGUGCAAUUUUUUUUCUGACCCAGGUUAGAAAUUGUCCUGUAAGUUCAAUCAAAAAAUACUACAACAAAUGGGAAGUCCAAAGGUCCGAUGCUCGUGUAUCAAAAUACUGCAACAAAUCGGGAAUCCAAGGUCCGAUACCUGUACAAGUUGUCCAUCCUAUACAGCAAAAAGAUCGCCAGUUUUGUCACAUUUUGCAUAAUGACUAUAUAACUAUCGUCCUAAGGAUGAUGAUGUGUGUUUGCCAGUAUGAAUGAUUUAAACAAGUGGUUGUAGAAACGUUCGAGGUUGUUUUAGGUUUACUAGUGAGUACGUGCUAGAGAUUAUUUUGCUAGUUGACAAUUUUUUUUUUAUCACGCUACGACAGUAUGCAAUGUAAUUGGCUGUCUUACUAGCAAAAAAAAUUGAAACUGUCAUUGGACAGUUUGAACUGUGUGUGUUUGCUUGUAUGUGUAAGGUACCAGUGUAACUGGAAAGUGUUUCACUAUUAUUUAAGUCAAAAAACUGUGUAUCAGUAUUUAUAUCAUUAUAUGUCUUAAUUUUGAAACACUGAGAAUUACAACAUAUGUCUCAUUAUUUGAUAUGUGUACUUUUUAAAACUUUCUCAUUUUUACUUCAAAAUUUCCAUGUAAAAGUUGAUAUGACAUGUUUUUUUAAAGUACUUGUGAAAGUGUUUUGUUUUGUUUUUUUCAUUCUGUGAAGACAUUAGUACAUUUUAGUGGGUGUUCAUUUUAUUCUUUUAAGGUGCUUAGUAGACGUCAAGAUAUUUUAUGUUUGGUUUCUAUGCAACAUUUGAACCAUUCCAUUGAAAAGAUAUUCCCACUUCUGCCAACAUGAUUUAUUCACAGAGAAAAUUUUGCAUGCCAUGUUUACCUGUUGCAUACGUGAUUUUUUUCAAAUAGUAUUGAGUUGUUUUUCCUCCAGAAGUGAUUAUACAUCUUAGACAAGUGUAAGCUAAUGGCACAUAUCAACAUCAUAAAGAUUAUACUAAGUAUAUAUGAAUUCAGAUAUUGAUGAUUUUUUUUUUUAUACACACUAAUUCUUUACACAGAUCUAUUAGUUAAAAUCUUUUCAGACCCCAAAUAUGUGUCUGUGGAUCCAUUCCUCAUUUUUCAUUAUGAUUGUCACCUGAAUACUGUGUAUGGCUUACUGUCACCACCCCACUCAUCAUUUUGUACAAUAAUCUCUGUAGUUCAUUACUUGUAGAUCAUUUGAUUAUUUUUGACAGUGUAUAUAAUUUGUAAAUUCUUAUAGUGCUGUAUAUAAAUACGCAAAGUUUAUACUUGAUGAUGCUGAAUAAGAGACAAAUCUCAACACGAGUGGUUGCUUUCGUACAAUAGAAUUGUCUUUUGUGUACCCCCUUUUGUUUGUGUCUCUUUUUAGUUGCGAAGUCACCAGGUAUACCUUUCUUCUGUAUAUUUUUCGAAUUUGAAUGUUUAAAAACUGCCUUUUAAAGUUUGUGGCUAUCAAUUUACUUUGUUUCAGAGAAAUCCUUACUUGUUACAGUUUCAUUUCAGUUUUAGAAAUCCUGAUCCCAAUGUAUAUGACAAAUUCAAUAAAGCGGAAAUUGGAUUGUUUUAAGUCCAGCAAAAGGAGACUUGCUCAGAAUUUGAAAUACCCGUUUGGUAGUAAUUUUUGUAGAUGUGUUGGGUAUCAAGUGAUAACAUCAUUUGCAAAUCAUUGCUUCUAUGAAAUCAUAUCUGAAAUGAAGUUGGUGCUGAAUUUACGAGUUAGUGUAUACAUGUAUAUUUGAUAUUGGUAACGAAUCCUCCACAAUUUUACCUCUUUUAGUCUGUGUUAAUCUUUUCUAGCUUCUUUUUCUGUUCAUAUGUACUAAUGUAAGAAACACUUUGAGGAUGAAGAGCCACAAAGUAAAAAAUUUGAAUACAUGAAUGAUUUAUCUUGCUUACACUCGAUUCAGUCGUUUUAAAGCAAUAUGGUUCCAUGACUGCUAGGUGUUCAGAAGUACACAAGAUAUCACAAUAAAUAUGUAUAAAAUCUGA
This is a messenger RNA of Ostrea edulis (European flat oyster), 5373 nucleotides long. RefSeq names its product ephrin type-B receptor 1-B-like. Bases 199 to 3303 code for a protein of 1034 amino acids. The record is from RefSeq and is a predicted model, not a curated record. Gene Ontology annotation, cellular component: neuron projection; plasma membrane. The transcript is spliced from 19 exons. Gene Ontology annotation, biological process: protein phosphorylation; cell surface receptor protein tyrosine kinase signaling pathway; axon guidance. Gene Ontology annotation, molecular function: ATP binding; transmembrane-ephrin receptor activity; protein binding. NCBI's taxonomy places the organism in Eukaryota, Metazoa, Mollusca, Bivalvia, Ostreida, Ostreidae.